GGGAGGGAGGCAGGCAGGGCUGGCUGGAGAGGACAAAUGUUCUUAGCAAAGAAGUAGAAGUCAGCUGAAAGUGAGCUCAGAUACAGCCAAAGUCCAGAAAGAGAAGUGACAAAGCAGCAUCAUUGAGAUGUGGGGGAUACUUGAGAUUUCAAUAGCUCUGCUUGUUUUGCUCCUGAUCAUGCUGUUUCUGAAGUUGCAAUGGACAUGUAGAUGGCUUCCUCCAGGACCAACUCCCCUCCCCAUUAUUGGAAACUUGUGGCUGCUGGACUUUAAACUGCAGCGGGAGACUCUUGUGAAGUUAACCAACAUCUAUGGAAACAUCUACACAGUGUGGAUGGGACAGACACCUCUAAUUGUACUGAAUGGCUACAGAGCUGUAAAGGAUGGCCUUAUCUCCCAUUCAGAAGAGACUUCUGGACGGCCUCUUACCCCUUUCUUUAGGGACCUGAUGGGUGAAAAAGGCAUUUUCCUAACAAGUGGUCACACCUGGAAGCAGCAAAGACGUUUUGUCAUGACGAUCCUAAGGAGCCUGGUACUUGGUAAGAACAGUCUGGAACGUCGAAUACAAGAGGAGGCCCAUCAUCUGAUAGAGGACUUUGCAAAUGAGAACGGGAAACCCUUUGAUCCCCACACGCCCGUUGUCCAUGGUAUCGCAAAUGUGAUUUGUGCUGUGGUUUUUGGACAUCGCUUCUCCAGUGAGGAUGAAUCCUUCAACCGGCUGAUCAAAGCCAUUUAUUUUAUCAUCUACUUUCAGGCAACUAACUGGGGCAGGAUGUAUGAUGCUUUCCCCUGGUUCAUGCAUCGCUUCCCAGGACCUCACCAGCAAGCGUUUGCAUACAGUGAUUUUAUGCACAGUUUAGUUAUGAAUGAGGUCCAAAGUCACAAGGAGAAAUGGAAAGGAGAUGAUCCACAGGAUCUCAUUGACUUCUACUUGGCUCACAUAGCAAAAAACAAAAAUGACCCUACCUCCACAUUUAAUGAAGAUAACAUGGUUCAAACUACGGUCGAUCUUUUGUUGGGAGGCACAGAAACUACAACUGCCACCCUGUACUGGGCACUGCUCUACAUGGUACAAUACCCAGAUAUCCAAGGAAAAGUCCAGAAAGAGCUAGAGGCUGUUCUGGAGCCCUCCCAAGUAAUAUACUACAAGGACAGGAAAAAUCUGCCUUACACAAAUGCUGUGAUUCAUGAGAUCUUACGCCAUAGCAACAUUACUGCUGUUGGGGCCCCCAGACAGUGCGUGAAGGAUGCCACAGUGCUGGGGUAUCACAUUGAAAAGGGUACAAUUGUGUUGCCAAACUUGCAUUCUGUUGUAUACGACCCUGAGUACUGGGAAACCCCUUGGAAAUUCAACCCAAAUCACUUUCUUGAUUCAGAUGGCAAGUUUGUGAACAAUGAAGCAUUCUUACCAUUCUCAGCAGGGCAUCGUGUAUGCUUGGGGGAACAGAUGGCAAGAAUUGAGCUCUUCAUCUUCUUCGCCAACCUGCUGAGGGCAUUCACAUUCCACCUUCCUGACGGAGUGAAAAAAAUUAAUUUGGGCUAUAUUUUAGGAGCUAUAUUGAAGCCACAUCCAUAUAGGCUCCGCGCUAUUCGACGCUAGUCUACCAUAUACCACAACACUGAGGUGCUUCUUUCAUACGUAUAAAAAACUAUUGCAAGUGUAUUCAGACAUAUGGUAAUAACUAGUGGAAAGAGUAAUCGAAACCAUCUGUACAAAAAAUAGCAUUUCAGCAACCAAGAUUUUAAACAAGAGAUCUGUGAAUUGUCAUGCAACACGUACUGUGGAAAUCCAUUCACUAAGACGUUAGACCAGGGGCGGGCAAUUAUUUCAGCUGCAGGGCUGCAUAAUGAGUUUUGGUGAGCUGUCAAGGGCCACAAGGGUAGCCACCAUGGGACAAUGCCUGGGCCAGGCGGGACUCAGGAACCCCCCACAGGCCGGCCAAAGCCCCUCGGUGGGCCAGAUCCAGCCUGCAAGCCAAAUUUUGCCCACCUCUGUGUUAGACGAUGUUAAGAAUGGGACAAAGGUAGCAGAAAAUGAAAUGACAUCAAGCAAAUCAGUUAUUCAACCCCAGUACCACUGCACAAUACUCCAGAUGCAAUAAUUUGAAACUUUAGUGUGAUGUGAUCCAGGCUCUCAGAAUUAUUUUUUCCUUCACAGGCUUUUUGCCUUUUUCCAGAAGUUAGGUUCACUGGCCUGUAGCUCCCAGCAUCCCCUCUACAGCCUUUUUUAAAUAUGGGAGUUACACCCUCCAGUCCUCUGGUACCAAGGCUUUUAGUGACAGGAUGCACACUGCAGUUAGGAGUCCGGCAAUUUCCAAUCUGAGCUCCUUCAGGUGACUGCCAUCAGGUCCUGAUGAUAUGCUACUGUUGACUUGAUCAGUUGCUUCUAUGGCCUCAUCUAUUGACCCCUCCACGUAGGUCCACUCCAUUCCCUUGUCUCUGGAGAGGACUGGAUCUGGUGAAGGGACCGUCUAAUAUCUUCCAGUGAAGACAGAUACAAAGAAUGCAUUUAGUUUCUGAGCAAUUGCCCCCUCAUCCUUUAGCACCCUUUUCACACCCUGAUCAUCCAAAGACUCACCUGGCUCCCUGGCAGGUCUUUGGCUUCUAAUGUACUUAGAGAAAUGUUUAGUGUCAUCUUUUACAUCUCUAGCAAGUUUCUCCUCAAAUUCUCUUAGUUUGUCUUAUUAGUUUUACAUUGCUUUGCCAAUGUUUAUGUUCUUUUUUAUUUUCCUUAUUAGGAUUUGACCACCACUUUUUGAAAGAAGCCUUUCUCCUGUUUACUGCCUCUGUAAUUCUGCCAUUAAACCAUGCUGGCUUUCUCUUG
Messenger RNA from Gavialis gangeticus (Gharial), 2824 nucleotides. Its product is annotated as cytochrome P450 2J2-like. Gene Ontology annotation, biological process: xenobiotic metabolic process; arachidonate metabolic process. The transcript has 9 exons. Lineage: Eukaryota; Metazoa; Chordata; Crocodylia; Gavialidae. The record is from RefSeq and is a predicted model, not a curated record. Gene Ontology annotation, cellular component: cytoplasm; intracellular membrane-bounded organelle. Bases 128 to 1600 code for a protein of 490 amino acids. Gene Ontology annotation, molecular function: iron ion binding; heme binding; oxidoreductase activity, acting on paired donors, with incorporation or reduction of molecular oxygen, reduced flavin or flavoprotein as one donor, and incorporation of one atom of oxygen.